Messenger RNA from Bubalus bubalis (water buffalo), 1208 nucleotides. It is a transcript of the gene TXNL1, whose product is annotated as thioredoxin like 1. The transcript has 9 exons. Bases 168 to 1046 code for a protein of 292 amino acids. The record is from RefSeq and is a predicted model, not a curated record. Lineage: Eukaryota; Metazoa; Chordata; Mammalia; Artiodactyla; Bovidae.
UGACUCGGCACUGAGAGAGCGCCGUGGAGAGAAGACGCCGCGGCCGCCGCCUCCUCAGUCCAGGCCUGGGCCUUCCCGCGCCUCCCGCCGCUUCCUCCCCCGGGACCGCUCCUCCGUCAGGUUUGAAGCCGGCGGCGUCGCGGCCGCCCUGCCCAGGCUCCCCGAGAAUGGUGGGCGUGAAGCCGGUCGGGAGUGACCCGGAUUUCCAGCCGGAGCUGAGCGGCGCGGGCUCCAGACUCGCCGUGGUCAAGUUCACCAUGCGGGGGUGUGGACCGUGUUUAAGGAUUGCCCCAGCAUUCAGUUCUAUGAGUAAUAAGUAUCCACAGGCAGUUUUCUUGGAAGUAGAUGUACAUCAGUGUCAGGGAACAGCUGCCACCAACAAUAUAUCAGCAACACCUACAUUUCUGUUUUUUCGAAACAAAGUGAGAAUUGAUCAGUAUCAAGGAGCCGAUGCUGUGGGACUAGAGGAAAAAAUCAAGCAGCACUUAGAGAACGACCCUGGGAGCAACGAGGACACCGAUAUUCCAAAAGGCUAUAUGGAUUUAAUGCCUUUUAUUAACAAAGCUGGCUGUGAAUGUCUGAAUGAAAGUGAUGAGCAUGGAUUUGACAACUGUUUACGAAAAGACAUGACCUUCUUGGAAUCUGAUUGUGAUGAACAGCUUCUUAUUACUGUGGCAUUCAAUCAGCCUGUUAAGCUUUAUUCAAUGAAAUUUCAAGGGCCAGAUAAUGGUCAGGGUCCUAAAUAUGUAAAAAUUUUUAUCAAUCUACCGCGAUCUAUGGAUUUUGAAGAGGCAGAAAGAAGUGAGCCAACUCAAGCUCUGGAACUAACAGAGGAUGAUAUUAAAGAAGAUGGUAUUGUCCCUCUUCGUUAUGUUAAGUUUCAGAACGUUAACAGUGUAACUAUAUUUGUUCAGUCCAAUCAAGGUGAAGAAGAAACAACAAGAAUUUCAUAUUUUACUUUUAUUGGGACUCCAGUCCAGGCAACAAAUAUGAAUGACUUCAAACGAAGAAUACACAUUGGCAAGUUGAGAGUUAUCAGCCUGUGAAACAGUAGUUGGAAAAAAAGGAGAAAGCCACUAAAGGUACAGAUGACACUGGAAGACCAUGUUGCAAUCAGAUCUACAGCUCCUGGAUAAUUGCUUGAUUCUCGCCAGAGACUUUCAAUAUUUCAUUCAUUUCCAUUACCAAUAAAUCAUUGCUUUUGUUCA